Messenger RNA from Dentiscutata erythropus, 133 nucleotides. Lineage: Eukaryota; Fungi; Glomeromycota; Glomeromycetes; Diversisporales; Gigasporaceae. The record is from the annotation of a GenBank genome assembly.
UGAAAAUAGUUUUGUUGGCCUUUUUAGUCAAUAUUUAACUCGAUAUUCUGUUUGUGGUGGCUGGUAUCAAUGUUUAUUUGACAGAGAAGAAGUGAUUGAUCAACUAGCUAAAAUAUUCGGUAAUAGUAAAUAG